Ceratina calcarata is the source of this 1090-nucleotide messenger RNA. It is a transcript of the gene Vti1a, whose product is annotated as Vesicle transport through interaction with t-SNAREs 1a. Gene Ontology annotation, cellular component: ER to Golgi transport vesicle membrane; SNARE complex; late endosome membrane. NCBI's taxonomy places the organism in Eukaryota, Metazoa, Arthropoda, Insecta, Hymenoptera, Apidae. Bases 48 to 701 code for a protein of 217 amino acids. The record is from RefSeq and is a predicted model, not a curated record. Gene Ontology annotation, biological process: vesicle fusion with Golgi apparatus; Golgi to vacuole transport; intracellular protein transport. Gene Ontology annotation, molecular function: SNAP receptor activity; SNARE binding. The transcript has 4 exons.
GACGGUUUCGUACCCACCGACUCGUCUCCAAUGGAAAUACGUUUAAGAUGGCGUCGCUCAUUGACAACUAUGAGCAACAAUACGCCGUUUUGACAGCUGACAUUACAGCGAAAAUUGGUAAAAUAAGGACCCAAAACGAUGAAAAAAGGCAACUUAUUCAGGAUGUGGACAGGCAGAUCGAGGAAGCCCAGGAAUUGCUGGAGCAAAUGGAGCUGGAAGUUCGCGGAGUGAACAGUUCAUCCCGCGAUCGCUUGCGUGGUCGCGUCGAGAGUCACAGAGCUGAACUAAAACGCCUCACCCAAGAAUUUCAACUAGCCAAGAAGCCUAGAGAUGAUAGCAGCAUCGAAAUAACGAGAGAAGAUUCAUGGGAGAACAGCAUAACCGAAGAUCAAAAGAAAAGAUUAUUAGAUACUUCAGAGAGAAUAGAUAGAACAGGGAGGACGUUGCAAAAUGGGUAUCGAAUGGUUCUGGAGACUGAGGAGAUCGGGUCAGAGGUGCUUAAGGAGCUGCAUGUACAGAGAGAGACGAUUCAGAGGGGAAGGACAAAGUUACGAGAAACGGACGCUGAACUGGGUCGUGGUUCCCGGUUACUCUCAGGGAUGAUAUUCAGAAGCCUUCAACAGAGAUUCGUGCUAGCAGCAGUAGCAUUGACGCUUAUAAUUGUUGCCUGUAUCGUUAUGUACUAUAGUUUAAAAUCUUAGGGCUAAAUACAAAGGAAAUAUUCACGUGUGUUGGGAUAUCGCAUAACUUCCUCUGGAGGUAUUAUUUAUUUAUCAUGAACUAAGGCAUUUAACUUACUGACAAUGAGCCAAUUGUUGCUUGACCAGGUUUACUCACGCUGAUUAAUGAAUUGCAUUAGCGAACUGAAGGAUUUCAUGUAAUUAAGGUUUAUGGAGAUUAUUUCAAUUAAUUAAUUCACAUUAUAUUUCCUGUAGAUCAGUUCUUUUCCCUUCUCUGUUUCCAGUCAACGGUAUUUAAUUUUUUAUACACACAAAUUGUAUACAUCUAAGGAGGGUGAUAAGUGACUUAUUACCAGUUUUUAUGCAAAAAUGUGAGAACUAUGGAAAUAAAUUAUGUUAAAUAAAAAGAA